AUGGUGUCCAAUCUCUUCGGAAGUCUUUCAGCCACAAACGAUACGGUGUCGUGGCACCCGGAAGCAACUACUCGAGGAACCUAUACUCUACCGUCUAGUUGUCUAAUCACUACUGCACUUUGUGUCCACACUGCGGUGCAUCUCAACAUCGCUGGCUACAACGAGCGCAAAAUCUUGUGGAUCAACACUCAGACAUGGAGGAAGCUGGGAUGGCUCGUUUUAGGCCUGCUAGCUCCUGAAAUGUAUCUGGGUACUCCCAAUUUCCCUAGUUGGUACAAGCGCGUGUGGCGGAAACCUCGAUUUCUAUUCAGGAAGGAUAUUGAGGACGCUGCUGAAAGAGAAAAGUCGCCUAAGCCACUCUGGACGAUGAGGCAUGGAUUUUUCGCUGUGAUGGGAGGCUUGAUGUUUGAUACGACUGAAGCUCCACAGCUAUUUAUGCCAAAAGGCUAUGAGAGACUUACACUGGAUCUCGACGCCAUCUGCUUUCUCUUGAAGCAUGAGCCCGAUCUUCUACCAUACAUCACAGCUAAGGAUAUCGACAACAAGAGCCAAGCGGGUGGUCUCGGCAAAUUGUUGGUUUGUCUCCAAGCGCUUUGGUUUUGUGUACAAUGUAUUUCGCGACUUAAGGACUCCUUGCCUAUCAGUUUACUCGAGUUGAACACAUUUGGUCAUUCAGUGUGUACAAUCCUGAUAUACUUGAUGUGGUGGGAGAAGCCGAUGGAUGUCAUGGAGCCAACAAUUAUUUCUGGACCAAAGGCUUGGUUUUAUUGUGCCGCCUUAUUCAUGAGCAAUACCAGUAGCGGCCUCUAUGGAGUAUCUGAAGCUGAUCUUGUUUACAAUUUGUACAACGACAACUUCCCCACUCAAUCCACAAAGCCAAAGGAUCGACAAGAUGGCUUUGCCUCUAUCAAAGUAUCUGAGGGAAGGGUGCCACUUGCAGAGGUCUUGAUGACCCUUGUUGAAUCAGGAGUCACAAGUCUGAGCUUCGAUGUUACCAGACGGCAAAUAAUGCACAUCCCAUCUAGCGAUCCUGGGUUUGCAAUAACUCCAAUUCACAGAGUUCGGUGGAAGAUUGUCUCAGAAGGCUUGACAGCAGUGGCUGGAACAGAUAGAGCACUGCAUCGAGCAUGGGAAGAGAACAUCGCAUCGGUUGUGGUGGCUCCACGGAUCAGGAACCUGCCACCAAUCACCAAGCUGAAGCAGAAUGUUGUGAGAGCAGACCCUGACUUCAACAUAGAGGGCUAUCGACGCGGCUGGUUCCUUGUCCAGCUCGGCUUUGUGAGUGCUGGCAUUAUCUACGGAGGUCUUCAUGCUCUGGCUUGGAAUGCACCCUUUUCUUCACCCGCUCAGCAACUCGUGUGGCGCAUUUCGUCUGUUCUAAUCAUGGCAAUCGGCGUUGGGGCUGUGGUCGUUGUGGUGUUGAGGCAAGCGUUGAUGGGAAUUUCGACGGGGGUUGCAUCGCUUUUCGAGGGACUUCCGGGAGGAGACUGCGCGAACGUGCUUGGAUCGAUGUUCUCGUACUUGGUAUACUUUUCAUCUCUUCUUCUCAUAGCACUAUUUCUGUUAGCGUACGUCUUCGCGAGAGCUUAUCUUGUAGUCGAGUGUUUUAUCAACAUCUCACAUCUUCCAGUUGGGGUGUACACGGUUGCUCAAGGCGCGAAUUACAUCUUCCACUUCUCAUGAGGGUGGUUCUAAAAGU
Molecule: messenger RNA, 1699 nt
Organism: Mollisia scopiformis
Lineage: Eukaryota; Fungi; Ascomycota; Leotiomycetes; Helotiales; Mollisiaceae
Exons: 2
Coding region: 1-1683 (560 amino acids)
Source: RefSeq, a predicted model, not a curated record